Pseudopodoces humilis (Tibetan ground-tit) is the source of this 4122-nucleotide messenger RNA. The record is from RefSeq and is a predicted model, not a curated record. NCBI's taxonomy places the organism in Eukaryota, Metazoa, Chordata, Aves, Passeriformes, Paridae.
AUGGCAGCCAGUCAGCUGACAAUGCAUGAACAGCCAGGCUGGUCUGGAGGAACAAGGCAGACUCAAGAAGUCAGGUGUUAUGAGAGAACUGUGAAAUCUACUUUGAUGGGGAAUAUCUCUUUUCAUGGAUAAAAGAAAGAAACAGUGAAGCCAUUGUAUGGAUUGUUUCAAUAUAAUGCCAGUAUGAUUGGACUAGAAUCAUUAGCUGAUCCCUCAGAUACCUGGGAAAUUAUAGAGACUAUUGGGAAAGGCACUUAUGGUAAAGUCUAUAAGGUUGCUAAUAAGAAAGAUGGAAGCUUGGCAGCAGUAAAGAUUCUGGAUCCUGUCAAUGAUGUAGAUGAAGAAAUUGAAGCUGAAUAUAAUAUUUUGCAGUUUCUUCCCAAUCAUCCUAAUGUUGUUAGAUUUUAUGGGAUGUUUUACAAAGCAGAUCAAUAUGUGGGAGGACAGCUCUGGCUAGUACUUGAGCUGUGCAAUGGAGGUUCUGUCACAGAGCUUGUCAAAGGCCUGCUGAAGUGCGGCCGAAGGUUGGAUGAAGCUAUAAUCUCAUACAUCUUAUAUGGUGCUCUCUUGGGCCUUCAGCAUUUACACAAUAACCGGAUCAUUCAUCGUGAUGUGAAAGGGAACAACAUUCUUCUGACAACAGAAGGUGGAGUCAAGCUCGUUGACUUUGGUGUUUCAGCCCAGCUCACCAGCACACGACUGCGCAGAAACACCUCAGUGGGAACACCCUUUUGGAUGGCACCUGAGGUCAUUGCUUGUGAACAGCAAUACGACUACUCAUAUGAUGCUCGAUGUGACGUAUGGUCCUUGGGAAUAACAGCGAUUGAACUGGGGGAUGGAGACCCUCCUUUAUUUGACAUGCAUCCGGUGAAAACCCUUUUUAAAAUUCCAAGAAACCCUCCACCUACUUUGCUACAUCCUGAGAAAUGGUGCAGAGGAUUCAAUCAUUUCAUUUCACAGUGUCUAAUCAAAGAUUUUGAACAGCGUCCUUCAGUCACUCAUCUUUUGGAACAUCCGUUUAUUAAACAGGUACAUGAUAAAGAUAUGUCUUUGCAAAAACAGCUGGCUGAGCUCAUCCGAGAACAACAGCAGCUAGGCUCCAUAGCCAAAACAAGGCAUGAACGAAUACAUACUAGAAGACCUUACCAUGUGGACAGAGCUGACACGUACUCUCUAGAUGACGAUCUGGUAAAUCUAGAAGUUCUCAAUGAGGAUACAAUUAUCCAUCAACUGCAAAAACGUUAUGCUGACUUACAGAUUUAUACUUACGUUGGAGACAUUUUAAUAGCCUUGAACCCCUUCCAGAAUCUCAGCAUUUAUUCUCCCCAGUUCUCCAAGCUUUACCAUGGUGUGAAGCGUUCAUCAAACCCCCCCCACAUAUUUGCCUCUGCAGAUGCUGCCUACCAAAGCAUGGUUACAUUCAGCAAGGAUCAGUGCAUUAUCAUCAGUGGGGAAAGUGGUGCUGGAAAGACAGAAAGUGCCCAUCUGAUCGUCCAACAUCUGACCUUCUUGGGAAAGGCCAAUAACCGUGCUUUGCGUGAGAAAAUUCUUCAGGUGAAUCCUCUGGUUGAAGCAUUUGGAAAUGCCUGCACUGCCAUCAAUGACAACUCAAGUCGCUUUGGAAAAUAUCUGGAAAUGAUGUUUACACCUACAGGAGCCGUAAUGGGGGCAAAGAUUUCUGAAUAUCUACUUGAAAAAUCAAGGGUCAUAAAACAGGCUGUGGGAGAAAAAAAUUUCCAUAUAUUUUAUUAUAUAUAUGCUGGCCUUUAUCAUCAGAAGAAACUUUCUGAAUACAGACUUCCUGAUAAAAAGCCUCCUAGAUACAUUGAUAAUGAAACUGGAAGAGUAAUGCAUGAUAUUGUUACUAAAGAUUCCUAUGGAAGACAAUUUGAUGCAAUUCAGCAUUGUUUUAGAAUCAUAGGAUUUACUGAUGAGGAAGUGUAUUCAGUGUACAGAAUACUGACUGGAAUCUUAAAUACUGGAAACAUUGAGUUUGCUGCUAUUUCUUCACAACACCAAACAGAUAAAAGUGAGGUUCCUAACCCAGAAGCCUUAGAUAAUGCUGCUGCACUACUAAGCAUUGGGUCAGAAGAGCUUCAAGAAGCCCUAACCUCCCACUGCGUUGUAACACGGGGGGAGACAAUUAUCCGAACGAACACCGUGGACAAAGCAGUGGACGUGCGAGAUGCCAUGUCGAAAGCACUUUAUGGCCGGCUCUUCAGCUGGAUUGUAAAUCGUAUUAAUACACUGCUUCAGCCAGAUAAAAAUAUAUGCAAUGCUGAAAGUGGGAUGAAUGUUGGGAUACUAGACAUAUUUGGCUUUGAGAACUUCACAAGAAAUUCUUUUGAACAGCUGUGCAUAAACAUUGCAAAUGAACAGAUCCAGUUUUAUUUCAAUCAACAUAUCUUUGCACUGGAGCAGAUGGAAUAUCAGAGUGAGGGAAUUGAUGCCACUACAGUGGAGUAUGAGGACAACCGUCCACUUCUAGAUAUGUUCCUUCAGAAGCCCAUGGGUCUCCUUUCUCUGCUAGACGAAGAAAGUCGAUUUCCUCAGGCAACAGACCUCACUUUAGUUGAUAAAUUUGAAGAUAACUUACGAUGCAAAUACUUCUGGAGACCAAAAGGAGUGGAACUUUCAUUUGGUAUUCAACACUAUGCUGGAAAGGUAUUAUAUGACGCUUCUGCAUUCCUUGAGAAGAACAGGGACACUCUUCCUGCUGACAUAGUGGUGGUGUUGCGAACUUCAGAGAACAAACUUCUUCAGCAGCUGUUCUCUAGCCCAUUAACAAAAACAGGUAAUUUAGCACAAGCAAGAGCGAGAGUGACAGCAGCAUCUCGGUCUUUGCCUCCGCAGCUCAGUGCUGGGCGUAUCAAGGUUGACACAAUGGAGGUCAUGCGGCAUCCUGAGGAAACAACUAACAUGAAGCGGCAAACUAUGGCUUCCUAUUUUAGGUAUUCCCUCAUGGAUCUUUUAUCCAAAAUGGUUGUUGGACAGCCUCACUUUAUCCGCUGCAUUAAACCUAACGAUGAUCGAGAAGCACUGAUGUUUUCUCAUGAGAGAGUUCUGCUGCAGCUACGAUACACUGGAAUUCUGGAAACUGUCAAAAUACGUCAAAAAGGGUAUUCUCAUCGCAUCCUCUUUGAAGAGUUUGUAAAAAGGUAUUACUACCUUGCAUUCAAGGCACACGAGACUCCCCUCGGUAGCAGAGAAAACUGUCUUGCCAUUUUGGAGAAAUCUAAACUAGACAACUGGAUUCUUGGGAAAACCAAGGUUUUUCUAAAGUAUUACCAUAUAGAGCAGUUAAAUCUGUUCCUGCGAGAAGUUAUAGGAAGGGUGGUGGUCAUGCAAGCUUAUAUCAAGGGAUGGCUUGGAGCAAGGAGGUACAAGAAAGUCAAAGAUAAAAGAGAAAAUAGUGCUAUUACUAUACAGUCUGCCUGGAGAGGAUAUGAAGCUCGCAGGAAGUACAAGGAAAUAAGGAACAGAAGAACUGAUGCUGCUAUACAUAUUCAGGCAGCUUUUAGGGGAUAUAUUGUUCGUAAAAACUACACAAGAUUGAAAAACAGCACUGAGAGUGUAGCGGAUCCUCAGCUUACAAGCAGCUGCUCUACUUCUGAUUUUGGCUAUGGAGAAGACUGGCAGCAAACCAGUAACCAGUCUUCUCCCGUGGUGCCUGAUUUUCUUGACAAACAAACUAAAAAGAAUAAUUUGGAUGAGAUUUCUGCUUCUCCAUUUAUUCUAAAACAUUCAUUUGAAAUGAAUGAUUCACAAUCAAUUAGCCAAUCCCAGACAGUUGCAGACCAUCAGUUGUCAAGUCUCUUGACAUCCUGUAAAAAAGAAGGUUCAGAAAACUGUCUUGAACAGAAGCUGAGAACACCUCGUCGACGAUGUCAGCAGCCCAAAAUGCUGAAUAGCCCUGAGGAUAACAUGUACUAUAACCAGUUAAAUGGAACUCUAGAAUAUCAAGGGAGCAAGAGGAAGCCAAGAAAACUUGGCCAAAUCAAGGUACUGGAUGGAGAGGAUGAGUAUUAUGAAUCAUUGUCAGCUGUUGAAUCUACUGAAGAUGACAGUUUUCUCAGCUCUCCAUCUCCUCCUUCAAGAGAUGUGUCUUUUGCUCAAAGCUGA